This is a messenger RNA of Xenopus laevis (African clawed frog), 1364 nucleotides long. It is a transcript of the gene atpsckmt.S, whose product is annotated as ATP synthase c subunit lysine N-methyltransferase S homeolog. Gene Ontology annotation, molecular function: protein-lysine N-methyltransferase activity. The record is from RefSeq and is marked provisional. Gene Ontology annotation, biological process: regulation of mitochondrial ATP synthesis coupled proton transport; positive regulation of sensory perception of pain. NCBI's taxonomy places the organism in Eukaryota, Metazoa, Chordata, Amphibia, Anura, Pipidae. Gene Ontology annotation, cellular component: mitochondrion; mitochondrial membrane.
GGGAGAUGAAGUAUGAUUACAUAUAGAAUACAAAUACAAUACCUUGCCUAUUUGUAGCAAUGGCUACUUAUUUAUUUUCUAUGUGGCAGGGCGCUAAAUAAUACGCAAUAUUUUAAUUACAAGUGAAUUGCUAAACAAACAUAAUUUACUAGUAUUUUUCUAUAGAGUUUACCUGCAACCAUUUCAGUUGCUGUUAUACAUUAGUUAGUCAUUUCGAUAAACGUUAAUAGUGUUUAAACGCGUGCGUACCGAAAACAUUUCGAACAGCACUACGGAACAACGCAUUAAGCACUGCAACAUUUUUUUUUAAACUGCUGGCCCUUUAAAUGGAAAAAUCUCCUCGCUGCACGACAUGUGCUUUCCCAUGCAGUCUCUCCUCCCCUUCCUCUUGCCACUGUUCCACAGAACUCGUCCUAUCCUGGGUUUGGAAAGAACCUUCCCCAGAGUAUACUUUCGUGAAGGGGUGGUGAGGGACUUAACCCAUUUGCUACUGUAUUGCCAUCCGGACUAAAGAAAAAGAAAAUUUCAGAUUUUGAACAAUGUCCAAAUCACGCAAAGAAAGCAAAAGUCUAGAAGAAUAUUCCAUCGUAUCCAGCACUAGCAGACCCAAGAAAAAGAAAUGGGGUCUGGUUGCUACUGGAGUUAUAGGUGGGACACUAGUGGCCCUGUAUGCAGUAGCAACUCCGUUUGUGGCACCAGCACUGAGAAAACUUUGUCUUCCUUAUGUACCUGCAACAACUACUCAGGUUAAAAAUGUGUUAAAAAUGCUUCGGUCUAGAACGGGAAUUGUGGUCGAUAUUGGAAGUGGUGAUGGACGAAUUGUAAUAGCUGCAGCAAAAGAAGGUUUCCAAGCUGUUGGCUAUGAAUUAAAUCCAUGGCUUGUUUGGUAUUCCCGUUUUCGUGCAUGGAGAGAAGGUGUACACCAUCAUACCAGAUUUUAUGUUUCAGAUUUAUGGAAGGUCAGUUUUUCUCGGUAUCGAAAUGUUGUCAUUUUUGGUGUGCCGCAAAUGAUGCCUCAGCUGGAAAAAAAGCUUCAGACGGAAUUGCAGGAUGCUGCCAGAGUUAUAGCCUGUCGCUUUCCUUUUCCUAAUUGGGUUCCAGAUCAUAUUUUUGGAGAAGGAGUAGAUACUGUGUGGACAUAUGACCUUGGCGCAUUUAGAAAAGUCAGUGACUUGAAACAAGUUGCCUCAAAACACUGUAUUCUUGAUACAACAGUAUGAAAAUAGCAGGAGAUGAUAUAUUUUCAGUGGUGGAUCUAGGGGCCCGGCAGCAGUUCGCACACUUGAAAAAUCGGCUGUUCAAUUUAAUAUUUGUGCACCUAUAACCCUAGGAGACUUUUAAUAAAAUUGAAUGUAUUACAGAGA